Molecule: messenger RNA, 2640 nt
Organism: Papaver somniferum (opium poppy)
Lineage: Eukaryota; Viridiplantae; Streptophyta; Magnoliopsida; Ranunculales; Papaveraceae
Product: potassium transporter 6-like
Exons: 8
Coding region: 190-2532 (780 amino acids)
Biological process (GO): potassium ion transmembrane transport
Cellular component (GO): membrane
Molecular function (GO): potassium ion transmembrane transporter activity
Source: RefSeq, a predicted model, not a curated record
UAUGACUUGCUCUUUUGAUGUAUCUGCAAAUUUUCACCACCCUUCAUAUUUCAACUCUUUCUUUCGUGAACUGGGUUAGGUCUGCUUAAGAAUUGUAGUAUCCGUCGAGUUUGCUGCAAGAAACUAAUGAAUUUAUAAUCAUUGCUUAUAGUAUAAACAGUUUCCUUGCGAGUUUGAGAUAAUCUAAGCAUGGAUUUGGAAGGUGGGAUUCAUAGAAAUACUAUCAAGAAGGAUUCAUGGAUGACAGUACUGACCUUGGCAUAUCAGAGUUUAGGAGUAGUUUAUGGAGACUUAAGUACCUCACCACUUUAUGUUUACAAGAGCGUAUUUGCGGAAGCCAAUGAAAAGAUAACUACAAACGAGGAGAUAUUUGGGGUUUUAUCAUUUGUUUUCUGGACAAUCACUCUUAUUCCUCUUAUCAAAUAUGUGUUCAUAGUACUCAAAGCAGAUGAUAAUGGCGAAGGCGGGAUUUUUGCUUUGUAUUCUAAGCUGUGUAGGAAUUCUAGAGUUGGUUGGUUCUUACCCAAUUCUCAGGUGGCUGAUGAGAAAAUUUCUACAUACAAGAAAGACAGCAUUACUUGUCAGCCCUCUUUCAAUGCAAUGGUGAAAGCAACAUUAGAGAAGCAUAAGGUGUUACAGAUUGUGCUGCUUAUUCUCGCUUUGGUAGGAACUUCCAUGGCAAUUUGUGAUGGAGUUUUAUCACCUGCGGUCUCAGUUUAUUCUGCAAUAUCAGGUCUCGAGCUUGCUAUUUCGAAACACCAUCAUAGAUAUAUAGAACACCCUCUAGCAUGUUUCAUACUGGUCUGUUUGUUUGCUCUCCAACAUUAUGGCACCCACCGAGUAGGAUUUCUUUUUACACCGGUAGUCAUAACAUGGCUUUUAUGCAUCAGUGGUGUUGGUCUUUAUAAUAUUUUCUACUGGAAUCCUCAAGUUUACAAGGCCUUAUCUCCGCACUAUAUGUAUAUAUUCUUAAAGAAGUCGCAAAGGGGACGAUGGAUGUCAUUAGGUGGAAUACUAUUAUGUAUUAGAGGUUCUGAAGCCAUGUUUGCUGAUCUUGGACACUUCUCACGACUAUCCAUUAAGAUUGCUUUUACCUCUUUUCUUUAUCCAUCCUUGGUUCUUGCAUAUAUGGGGCAAGCUGCUUAUUUAUCUAAGCAUCAUGGCAAGCCAAUUGGUUUUUAUGUAUCAGUACCAGAUAGCAUAAGAUGGCCAGUUAUUGUCAUAGCUGUACUUGCUGCAAUUGUUGGAAGCCAAGCCAUCAUCACAGGAACUUUUUCAAUUAUUAAACAGUGCCAUGCCUUAAAUUGUUUCCCAAGGGUGAAAAUAGUCCAUACAUCGUCUAAGAUAGGUGGUCAAGUUUACAUCCCAGAGGUCAACUGGACUUUGAUGGUGUUGUGCUUGGCAGUUACAAUUGGUUUUAGGGACACCGCAGCCAUGGUUAAUGCUUCAGUUAUAACAGUCAUGCUCAUUACUACCAUCCUGAUGUCUCUAGUUAUGGUCCUCUGCUGGUACCAGAGUGUGUUCUUCGCCAUUUGCUUCAUAUUAUUCUUCGGCACCAUUGAAGCGCUCUAUUUUGUGGCCUCCCUCGUCAGGUUCUUGAAUGGUGCAUGGGUCUCAUUAGCACUCGCAUCUGUCUUCUUUGUUAUCAUGUACACAUGGCAUUAUGGCAGUCUUAUGAAAUAUGAAUCUGAUUUUCACAACAAGGUUCCCCUAGACUGGCUCCUCGGCCAUGGGCCCAGUCUAGAUUUUGUCCGUGUGAAGGGAAUUGGCCUUGUGCAUACUGAGCUGGUCUCUGGAAUACCUGCAGUUUUCUCUCACUUUGUGACCAAUGUUCCAGCUUUCCACCAGACAUUAGUCUUCCUGUGCAUCAAAUCUGUCCAUGUCCCCUAUGUUUUGCCCGAGGAAAGAUUCCUCGUUGGCCGAAUUGGCGCAAAAGAAUUCAGGAUUUAUAGAUGCAUUGUGCGGUAUGGGUACCGUGACAUCCACAAGGACAAUAUAGAAUUUGAGAAGCAACUUGUUUGUAGUAUAGCGGAGUUUAUUCAUUCGGGGAGAGAAGAACAGGCUGUAGGAGUAGGGGUACUGCAUCAUGAUGACAACAGAAUGACAUUGGUCGGGAUAUCUUCAGCACAUACUGAAGGGAUUCGGAUAUGGGAGGAUGAAGAGGAGGAGCCUCUCAGAGUUCCAAGUCCAGUGGAAAUAAGAGAGUUACAAUCUUCGAUCAAAAAAAGAGAGUUGCAACCUUCAGUGGUCCAGCGUAAAAAAAGAGUGACAUUUUUGUUGCCUGAAAGUCCAAGAAUUAUGGAUAGAGAUACACAAGAAGAACUGUCUGAGCUGAUGGAAGCAAGGGAAGCUGGGAUGUCGUUCAUUCUUGGGGACUCAAAUGUAAGAGCCAAGCGAGGCUCAAACUGGAUCAAGAAGCUACUUAUUAAUCAUGGGUAUGAUUUCUUGAGUAGGAAUAGUAGAAGGGCUACUAAUGGACUUUCCAUCCCAAGUGCAACUACUCUUGAGGUAAGAAUGGUCUGCCAUGUUUGAAAUCUUGAUUCAGCCUAGUAUUAUAACUAUCAUGUGUAUAUUUAAUGUAAUAUGUAUAUAUGUAUAUCAUAGAUGAACUACGAAUCCGAAUGGAAUGUGCACUGAUCU